AUAAACGACAUUUACCCUACGUUUUUCUCAUUUUCUCAUUUACCCUAUGAUCUUCUCCUACGUUCUACGAUCAUCUCCCAUCUUCUCAAAUUUCUUCUGUUGUCGUCUGUAAUCUCAUACCACCACUGACUCGUCCCAUUACUGUGAAGAGAGUGUAUAUUUGUCGGAUGAAGCCUUAUUCGACCAUUGUUAAGGCUACGAAGGGAAGAAAGGUGGGCAAAUGGGAGUACGGUUGACACACAACAUUGAAGUAAUUUAUGGUGGAAGUAUUCUCAUGACUAUUAAGAUAGCAGGAGAAAACCAGGGAGCAGGAGCUCAACUCGUUAGGAUAUUCAGAUCUAGUAGCUGGAGUUCAACUUAUAUGCCCUAUUUUAAGGAUGGUUGCUUUGGUGGACUGCAUCUAGUAGCUGGAGUACGUUAAACUAAUAUGCUUGGCCUGGAGACUCAAGUUAAACUCUUCAAUCUGUAAAGCAGUGUAAAUGCUAUGUUUAAAAAAAGAACUUUUGAGUCUCUAACUUUCAAAAAAGUUGGGAAGACUCGUCCUGGAAGCUGGUGGAGAAGGAAUGCCAAAGCAAAUUAAUCUUCUGGGGUGAGUUUUCCUAACUUCUCCACCGGUCAUAUUCACAUACUCCGAUCCGUAUAUCGGUACUCUUUUCUAGGUAUGGACCCGGGUUGUUCCGGUUCCGGGCGGGCUUUUUUUGUUCAAUGAUGGGUCCGGAACCGGCCCGGGGUGAUACCGGGUUCGGUCCGAGUCGGGCCUACUCGGCCGGGUUGUGGGCCGGUUCGGGCCGAGCUGGACUCGGGCUAUUUUUAUUUUUAAAUUCAGAUUAGUUAGGCAUAAAAAUUUAAACAGUAUUAAAAUGAAAUAUGUAGUACAAUUGGGAAUUGAGCAAAAAUUACAACAUGAAAUACACUUUUUAAUGAAUAAAAGAAUCCAUCAGAAUUUCUUCCAUCUUCAGUUGUUUCUUUCAUAAAGUGGCGAGUGGGUACAAUGCUAAUUUCUUGAGUUCUACGUUUGGCCUUCAACCAAUCGUGAAAGCAAACAAACGUCUCAAGAGAGUUCACGCUCAAUCUUGUCCUCUAAUCUGUUAGGAUGUUGCCGGCCGCACUAAACUCUUGUUCCACAACAACUGUUGAUACGGGCAUUGCUAGCACUUGCUUAACCAUCUUUGAUAAGCUCGGGAACGUUCUCUCUUUUUCCUUCCACCACUGAAGAACGUCAAAGUCAUCCCUUCUUCAUACUCAACAGGAAAUGGUAGAUACAAAGAAAGCUCGUUGAUCGAGCUUUGUUCAUUAACCAGAUUUCAAAAUUGAUUUUCCUUUAGAUGAAGAAGAUGUUCCUGGCGGGGGAGAGAGUGCGUUACCAUAUUGUGCAUGAAAUCCAUUAAAUAAUUGAUAUAAUAAAUUACUAAUCUCUUGAAAUUGUUGUUUCGGGUUUAUAGCCUUGUCGUUGUACAUAGGCAAUGGUUCAAUCACAACGGCUUUACUAAAAGAAACAUAACACUCCCUCCGUCUCUAAAUAAAAGUAUCUGUUUCCUUUUCAGGCCGUCCCUAAAUAAAAGUUCCCUUUCCCUUUUUGGCAAACAAAACAGUGCCAAACAGUGUCCAAACAGUACCAAUCAAACCCACUUUCUUAAGAUGUGUGUAAAAUGAAUGGAUACUUUUAUAUAGGGACGGAGGGAGUAGUAAUCUAAACAUUGCUCCCAACGGCUAUAUAGCCGUUUUCGUUCAAUCACAACGGCUUUAAGGGCCUCUUUGGCAGCCAAAAGAUUUUUUUUUUAAAAAUAUAGCCAUUGGCCCGAACCGGCCGGGCCGGGCCAACAUUUUUGUGAACCGUGCCUGAUUGCUAGCCUCCCCCAGGCCGGGUAAAAGCUUGCACCGCCCAAUCCGUAACCGGGCCGGGCUGGGCCUGCACAAUGGUGGGCCGGGCCGACCCGAUUUGGUCCAUCCCUACUCUUUUCUAUUCAACUCUUUUUUUAAGAUUCACAACCCAAAUUCAUAAUAUAUCUGAUCCAUACAAUCUCCAACUUUCAUUAACACCUGCGAAGGAAAGCUCGAAACCAAUUUGUAAGUUUGCAAGUUUUAAAUAGAGAUAAUUGGUAAAAAUAUGACAAUAUAUAUAGGCAAUGAGUUAUAUGUAUUAAAUUCCUCUCCGUAUAAAAGUGCAUUGUAUUAAAUUCCUCUCCAUAUGGAAAUUCAAUUCUGACAUAUGGAAAUUCAUACGGAUUUCCUGUGGAUGGAUAGCAACAGGUUGUAAAUUCAUAUAUGAUUCUGAGUUUUUGUCCGACAGUUCAAAAUUUCCCAUUAAGAUUUAAGAAAGAAUUAUUGAAAGUAGUUUCCAAUUGUGGAUAAAUAAUACCUAGUAUUAAUGUAUAUAAUACCAUGGUACAUUAGUACUACGUAAUAUAUAUGGUAGAAACGUAAACUUUUUUGGCAAAAUAAACUUUAUUAAAUAAACAUACCUCGGAGAGGAAUACAUUUUAAGCAGGUACUUUAUUAAAAUGCAGGUAGUGUUUAAACACAUCUAACAUCACAUCUAAUCUAAACUAGUUUGAAUCACAUCUAACAUCAUUACUUUUCAAUUGUCGAAUUCUGAUCUAAUCUAAACUAGUUUGAUCCGUAAAAUUAAAAACAUCGUAUAUAUAUGUGUGGGCGCUAAAGAAAUGUCUACAAUAAUUUAAAUAAAACACGUCAUCUUUAAUUUUUUAGUGGGAGUUCAUAUAGUCUAGAAGUGUUUUUCCUUUUCACAAAGCGUUUCUAUUCCAAUCAAACAUUCUAAACUUACUUUUUGUUAUCAAAUUAUUUUAUUUAGGUAACCUUUUAAUCUAUUAUAGUUUGUUCAACGAAUAAAGAUAUCUUUGAUUAGAUGUGAUUCAAACUUGAGGUUCCACGUAGAAUAAUGAUGUUAUUAGAUCAUAUAAUAAUUUACAAAUUUUCUAUCAAGUCCAAACAUCAUUAAAUUAAUUUUUAUCGUGUGCUUUAAAUCUCUAAAAACAUGUAACUUACUCUUCAAAAGUAAAAGUACAAACAAACACCUCUUAAAACAUUUAUUUUAAACUUUGAGUAUGUUUUUAUCCCGUGCACGGCCAGUGAGGGAUGGACUCGGGCCGGUCCGGUUCCAGGCCGGGCCCGGAAUCGGCCCGGGUCGGGCUCGGGUCAAGUUCAAUUUUUUUUUGGUUUCUAAUUAACACCUGACCCCCCCCCCCCCAAACCCCUCCAAAACACCCAACCCUAACCUAGAAAAGCAAAAAAAAUCGAAAACACAAAAAAAAGUUGAACCGGGCCCCGCCCGAACCGCCCGGGCCGGUUCACCAAAAGUUGGGCCCGAGCCUUUGUUGUCUCUCAUCACUUUGGUAGGAAUUAACCAAGAAAUUUCAGACAAAAUGGGAAAGAUCAGAGGUUUGCAGCAGUUUUAUAUGUCUGGAAUUCAAAAUGUGAAAAAAGAAUGAAAAAUUUGGUCUGGUAAAGCAAUGGGGAUCUGGAUCUAGGCUAGCUACCAGCGUCCACACGGAAGGCCUCGAAAAAAUGGAAGAUGGCUCUCGAAACUUUACUAGCCAACAACUCAGCCCAGCUACACCGACCCACCUCCGUCACAGUGGUGCCUGUUGGAGUUAACCUUGUUGUUUAUAAUUUCAUCAUGUUUAAUUUAGUUUAUUUUGAGUCAUUGAUGCAUUUUAGACUAGAGUGUUAGUGCACGGUGGGAUGAGUCAUGCCAAGUGAUGGAUAGUCUACCCGGGGGUAUAUAUCCGAAGGGUUAUUACGGGAAAUAAUUUAGAGAGAAGUCAGAGCAGGCAAACGUAGAGAGAGAGAGUGUAUUAUAAAUGUGGAGCGUUUCAGCGUGGUUACAAAUGAGGAAAUGGGGUGUUAUUUAUAGCAGCAAUAAAUGCUGGGCAGGGACACGUGUCAAGCGCUCAUUGGCUGAGGGGUCACCUCAACUGGUUGGCGCUGGCAGCCGCAUGUGGCCGCAUUUAAUGCGGCUGUUGGAUGGGACGUCUGUGCAGAGUACGGUGAUCUGUACGCAUGUGAGGCGGAUAUCUUGUCGAGUGAGAUGCCUUCGGCUAUAGAGCAGUAGCCGAAGGCUCCUCCAACCGAGGGCACUUUGGUGCCGAGGGCUCACAGUACCGAGGGCUGCCGUUUUCGCCGUUUUCUCCCAGUUUCUUAGUUUGCUUGAGAAACCCGCUCUGUGAUAAUUUGGAGCCUUCGGCCAGGGGGCCGAAGGCACCCCUGUGCGUUGUGCGGACUGCUUGGUACUCUGGGCGCUGUGAUUUGGGCCUGUUGGGCCUGUUGGGCCUUUGAUGGAGUAGUAGGAGUCUGUGGGCCGGGGGUUCCCGGGCCAUAUACUCCAUCAGGAGUCCCUCACUCCUUUUGCCGAAAGGUACUUGAGGGAAAAGGAGUAAUUUGUGCUUGCCUUUUGAUGUUGUCCUGUCGUGAUCCCUGAAGUUGGUGAGGAGUUGUUGCUUUUAUGUCCCUGCCGAAGGCAGUCCCUCAGUUACCCACAUGUCGGGACUUGAGGGCUUGCUUUGUUGUUUGUUGGAAUUUCACAGAUUUUGUAAUUUAAUGAUUUUUCCGAAGGGGUCCUCCAGUCCCCCACUCCUUGAGGCACUUGUAAAGUGGUGAAAAGGAGUAAAGUAAUUACGUUGCUGUUGUGGGCCGAAGGCUGACGCUUUUCGUUUCAUUUUGGGGGGAUGCCUCGUUAAAAACCUCAUUAGGAAAAACCCUUUGGGAAAAAAUCCUAAUGAGGGAAAAAGAGUGCACCGAAUUCCCCCAAUGAUGAAUCGAAAAUGUCAAACCUUGGUACAAAGUGAGAAUGACGGGAAUGCCGAAGGCUCUCUCCUCUGAGGGCUCCUGUGUUGAUUAGCCAGAGGCUUGCUGCUGAUGUCCUGGUGGUGCCGAAGGGGAGUCCCUCAAUCCACGGAUCGAGGGCCUGCCAGAUGAGGGCAACAGUGAAGCUGUUACCGGGGGGUCCACUGUUUGUUGAUGAGGUGGUGAUGAAGAUACCCGAGGGCCAUGGGCCAUCCGUCAAUGAGGCGCUCCCCGGGGGCUACCCGGUUUUGCAGUGCUGAGGGGGAAACCCCGAGGGACUCCUGAUAUGAAGCCCUGAGUUUCUGAGGGAGUGAUCCCGAAGGCGUCGGUUAUGUGCUGUGUGGGGCGCAACCCGGGGGCACUUCUGGGUGAGUGCACCCGGUGGCUAUCCUUGAUGAAGUGGAGUGAAGUAGAAAAAUCCGGGGGCUUCCAGAAUAUAGCCGUUGGAAAUAUAGCCGUUGGAAUAUGUAACGACAGGAUAUAGCCGUUGGGGGGGGGGGGGGGGGGUGGCACACGUGGCGUGUGAUGGUUGGCUGUCCGUGGGCGGCGUCACCGGUUGGGCGAAGAUGCGGUGUGUAAUGAUGGCGUCCAUCCGGAGGUCCGGAAUCCAGGCCCAAGCCCGGAUUCAUCGCCUAUAAAUACCCCAAGGCCAGGCAUUCCUCCGUGUGCGAUAAACUUGUUAGUGAAGCUCUGUCAAUUUUUCUAGAGAGAGAAACUCCAGCCUUCGGUCAAAACUCUGCUUUCAAGGUCAGUGCCCUGCUCCUCUCUCAAAGUUCUUAGUAAGUUCCGCCCCCUGGCCUUAGUUUAGGUUUAGAAUCCUGUAGAGAGCCUUCGGAGUCUUAGGCUUAUUCGUGAUAAAAAAUGUCGUCCGAGAGCGAUUCCCAGGACAUCUCGAGGACGCCCUCGAUGGAGGACGAAGGCAUCUCCGACGUGGAGUCAAGCAGUGGUCAGCCCUCGGAUUGUGGUGAUGCAGCCCUCGCCACUGAGGUGCAGAAGGAUCUGACGGCCGAGGCCGAGGCGGAGGAAUUCGAGCGAACUGCCGAGGAUGAAGAGUUGGCCCUCGCCGUCCAAGUUGCUGAAGAGGAGGAGGAGAAGGAGAGGACGAAGGUCACUGUGGCCGUCCUUCCCCCUCGGGGUGCUGGUGAGGCCAGUACUUCCCAGCCGCUGAACGCGGUUCCCAUCCGGGUGGCCCCCGGGAAGAAGAAGGCCAAGGCGGCUGUCCCCAAGAAGAAGGUCAUAGCCGCUGAUCAGGGGAAACCCGUAGAUAUGCCGGAGGGGUAUUCCUGGCUCAACACGGCUGCCUUGGAGAUAAAGUCGAAGGCGGACAGGGCGGACCUCUACGUGACGCAGCUACAUGUAGGGCCCUCGGCCGAGGUGGUCGAGCCGGGAGUUGACGAUGUGCUCUCUCGGGCGCCUGAAGGGUGCAUUGCAGUACACGUGUUGUCGGUCUCCAUGGGCCUUCGGUUCCCGCUGCACCCCUUCCUCCGGGAGUACCUGAGGUUCGUUGGCUUGGUGCCCUGCCAGCUGACACCUAAUAACCAUUCCUACGUGGCGGGUUUUUUGAACCUCUGUAGGGACCAAGGGGUGACCCCCAGCCUGGACUUGUUCUUCCAGAGCUUCAACCUCUGUCGAGGGGGUCACGCGAAUGCCGAGGGCUUCGCUAACCUGCAGCAGGUGGCCAGGUGGAAGCUGUUUACGGAGGCGCCUUCGUCAAACAAGGGCUGGAAGGAGCGCUGGUGCUAUGUCAGGGUUGCUGAGAACCCAUUCCCGGCGGAACUUCGGGAUCGCUUCCGUCGGCAUCCGAAGGUUGGGAGCGCCGCCCUCGAAAAAGACGGCCUGGUGAUAGCAAAAAUCCCGGAGGGUCGCACCAAGCAGGUCUCCAUCAAAGACUAUACUGCUGACAAGGGAUUCUACGCCCUCGGCUUUCGGAGAUACCGGUUUAUUGGUGAAGCGGAUGAGAAGUACCCCGUUUUUGCUGAGGCCUUCGGGGGAACAGGAGGUAGUCUACGAGGUCCCUUAGCACAUAGCUUAUCAUGUUUGUUUUUUUUUUCUUUUUGUUCUUUGUGCCUUCGGUCAGCGACCCCUCGAUUCUAACCCCAUUCCUUUGUUUUUUUUUUGCAGGUGUCCCAGUGAAAAUGAUGAAUGUUAGAGGCCUUGCAGACUUGAAGAAGAAGAAACCCUCCAAGGGCCCGAGGGGGACGGACGCCGGUGUCCCAAAACCCGCCGGUGACUUCUUCAAAAAACCGGAGGGGCCGUCGGUGGGCCCAAGCACUGAUGCUGCUGUCGCCGCCAAAAGGAAGGGCUCGGGCAGAGAUCCCGAGGGAAAGAAGCCCAAGACCGGGGAUGCCGGGAAGAAAUCCCCCCCGGUGAUCAUUGUUGAUGAAGGCCCUGCCCCCGGGGCAGAUGAGGACAUGCAGGUGGCGAAGGUGCCGCCGGGAGUUCAGGGGCCAUCUUCCGAGGUCCUCAUGGUUUCCCUCCCGGUUGGUACGGCCGUGAUGAACGGUACGGCCGACCCGAGGGCGCUUCUGAGGGGCAUUACCCUCGAGAUUGACAGGGUAGCCCUCGGGGCUGAUGAAGACGAAGCCCUCGAGGACAGGAUCCUCCGGUCCUCCCUCACAACCUGCAUUGCCCUCGGGGAGCAAGCCCGGCGGCUAGAGGAGUGGCGCCUUCGCAAGGCCGAGCAGGAGGCCAAGAUGCGGGAACUCAUCCGCCAGAAUGCAGACGCUGUUCGGCAAAUGGCCAUGCUGGAGGAGAGCCUUCGGCAGAUGACCCUGCGGGCGGAGGCCGCAGAUCGGGGUAGGGCAGAAGCCGAGAGGUCCGCAGCUGAGGCCUUGGAGAAAGCUGCCAAGGAAGCCGAGGCCGCGAAGGUUGAAGCCGUCGAGAGAGCCCGAGGGGACGCAAUCUCGGGGUUCUUGGCAGGGGGAUGGCGGUCCGAGGAGCACAAGCAAUGGCUGUCCUCGGUCGUCGAGUCCUCGAUCGACGAGUGGUGUGAUGGGCCUGGCGUGGAGUGGGUUUCCCGAAAGGGUAAACAAUACUACGAUGGGGGUGAGUUUUUCACUCAAGCCCUCAUCUAUCGGAGGAUGGCUCGCCACUUGAAGUGACAUCGUGCAUGUGUUGUAGCGGUACUGAUAUGCGUAUAUGCCGUUACAUUAGUGUUAGUCUAUUUUGGGUCAAUUAGUUAAGUUGCACCUUAAGUUAUUUGCAUUUAGUAUUAUUACAUUAUGUUAUUAGCUAGUUAUGCAUGCAUGUACGUAUGGCAUGCAUUAAAUAUUAGGAAACACUUCAAUAUUAUCUUCUUCCUCCCUUAGCAAAUUCCCAACAUUUGGUAUAAGAGCCAUGGUAGGCGAAGGUUCGCGCACUCCGUCACGCUCGCCGGUACGACGUGGACGGAGUCCGACGCGGCGAGGCGGCCGCGAGGUGGUGGUACAGCAGCGUGUGGUCCACCAGGCUAGCAGCACCGUCGUCUACCCGACGUUGACGGUGAUGAACUACUUCGAGUGGAUGCUCAUCAUGAAGGUGAACAUGGAAGCCCAAAGUGUGUGGGACGUUGUCGAGGAUGGUGGGAGCUUCACCGAGGAUAGGGUGGCACUUGCGGCAAUUCUACGAGCCGUACCACUGGAGAUGCACUACACGCUUGCUGUGAAGGCAACGGCAAAGGAGGCAUGGGACGCCAUCAAAUCCAUGUGUGUGGGCGAUGAGCGUGUCUGUGAGGCCAAGGCACAAACUCUACUCAAGGAAUUUGAUGUCGUCCGCAUGCGGAGCGGCAAGACGAUCGACGAGCUUUCCAUGUUCAUGAACGGGCUCGCCAACAAGGUUCGCACCCUCGGUGAGACCCUUGAGAAGGUGAAGGUCGUGAAGAAAUUACUCUGCAUCGUGCCAUCCAAGUACACCCAGGUAGUUAUUGCAAUUGAUCAACUUCUCGAUCUUAAAUCCAUGUACAUGGAGGAGCUUGUGGGAAGGCUCAAAACGGCGGAGGAUAGGAGUGAUGCGGACGUCGACAACAACAACCAUGGUGGUGGAGACCGCUUGCUCCUCACUGAAGAGGAGUGGCUUUCUCGCUACCGCAGCCGCACCGGCAAGAAGAAGAGUACGUUCGACAUUCGUAAUGUUCGGUGCUACAAUUGUCAAGAGUAUGGACAUUUCUUCAAUGAUUGCACAACUCCAAGGAAAAAAACAAGAACUCACGUAUGUUAGUUUAUAAGAAGGAAAAAUGAGAAAAGAAAACCAAGUUGCUUUGACAAAAAAAAUGGCUACGUGAGUUCUUUUUUUUCCUUAUGUACGUAUGACAUGCAUUAAAUCUUAGCAAACACUUCAAUAUUAUCUUCUUCCUCCCUUAGCAAAUUCCAAACAGUGCGCCACCGCCGUGUCGGUCACCCUCACAGCUGGUGAUUGGAGCCUGGGUCACGGUUACCUCCUCCAUGGCCAUAUACUCCGGUUGCUGGAGCACAACCUCAAAUAUCUGCCAUUAAUGGCCGCCAGAAGCUACUGGAAGUAACAAUGCAACCCAUCGGAACCGACCCUCGCAGCGGCAGACCCAACGCUCCUUGUCCGCUCUCCGGUGACCUCGACCGCCCAACUGUACCAGCCGGUGACGUCUGUACGCGAGGACCAGCAGGUUUGAUGGCGGAAAGGACCAACGACCUGCUCCUAGCCUCUCACUUCUCCGGAAAUGACUGUGACGGCGGCACAUCCCUUAUGGCCAAAGCUCACUGUCUCGCCUUCAUGUCUGGUGGCGGUAGGUGGAAGGCAUGGCUAGCAUGGUCAGCUAUUAGAUUGAUCUAGUUGUAGGGUUGUAAACGAAUCGAAUCGAACCGAAUAUUUGAUAAUAUUAUUCGUAUUCGUAUAAUUAUCGAAUAUUCGUAUUCGUAUUUGUUUAAAAUUCGAAUCUUAUUUUGUAUUCGUAUUCGAUUCGUUUGAUAUAUUCGAAUCUUUUUCGAAUCGAAUUUGAAUAUUCGAAUUCAAAAAACAUUAAAGUUAAUUUGUGAAAAUAAUUAAAAUUAUGAUGUUAGUUUUCCCCUUUUAACUAAUUUUCAUAUUACAUAUUUUAUAGGAAACAAAAUUCAUUUAUAGAAGUCACUUCAAAUUUAAUAUCAAUAUAGAUAAAUCAAUGGAGAAUUUUAAUUGUAAAUUAAGCUAUUUUGACCUGGUAAAGUAAGAAUUUUUAAAUUAAAAUAUGCAAAAUAUUUACCUGAAUAUUUUGUUAUUAAUA
Messenger RNA from Cuscuta europaea, 10012 nucleotides. The record is from the annotation of a GenBank genome assembly. NCBI's taxonomy places the organism in Eukaryota, Viridiplantae, Streptophyta, Magnoliopsida, Solanales, Convolvulaceae.